Messenger RNA from Puccinia graminis f. sp. tritici CRL 75-36-700-3, 1155 nucleotides. RefSeq lists its product as uncharacterized. Bases 1 to 1155 code for a protein of 384 amino acids. The record is from RefSeq and is a predicted model, not a curated record. The transcript has a single exon. NCBI's taxonomy places the organism in Eukaryota, Fungi, Basidiomycota, Pucciniomycetes, Pucciniales, Pucciniaceae.
AUGUCAGAAGACGAAGGACGAAGACUGUCAACCGACAAACUCGAUCGACCCAAGCAUCUCAAGCGACUCCUCGAUGGGUAUAGCCUAGCAUUCGUCCGAGCCUAUCUGAUUGGAUAUGGGAUCGAGGUGAUCCCGUUGGUCGUCCGAUUGCUGAUCAUCAAGCUGAUCGGCUUCACCCGCCGGAGGCUGCCGACCGGUAUGCUCUUGAUGGGACUGUUCCCGAGGAUCAUCAACCUGCUUCUCAAGGGUCUGCGGCCGACCGGCCUGGCGAUGGCCAGUGGAGUGGCGAUCGGUGGCGCACGCCUGGCCGAAGGUCUGGUCCGGAAACAAAUCCAAGCGAUCGUCCGGCUUCUCAGAGCUUCGUCGAUCCGCCAAAGGUUCAGCCGACUCGUGCGUCCAUCAUCAACAGGCCAGGCCGAUGUCUCCCGUCGGCCCUCCAAGCUCGAACACACCGUCGUGGCCCUCCUCUCCACCUUCUCUGCCGCCUCUCUCUCCUCCUUGCUGGCGAUCACCAUCCUACAGUCCAAGCACACCAGUGCCCUCAUGGCACAAGAUCCACUGCAUCCCACGAUGACGCCCUAUCCGACGCUGAACAGCCAGCCGAGCAGCAAGCAGCCCUCUACAACAAAUGUUUCCCGGGCCCAACGACAAUCACCGACGCUUGACUUUACGCUCUUCUUCACCGUCCGGGCACUCGACACACUUUGCCGGUCGCUUUUCGACAACUUCUCGCCGGCCUGGCUAGGCUUCUUGAGCCGAUGUUCAGACACGAUUCUCUUUCAACUCUGUUGCUGGAGGAUCAUGUGGUGUUGGUUCUAUACGCCCUGGCGGCUGCCGAUGAGCUACGUCAAAUGGAUCACCACGCUUGCCGAAAUGGACCCACGCUUACUCCAGCUGAUCCGAUUGGCGAAGGCCAAAAAGUUCUUCUACCGCUCCCCAGCUCAAUCCGACCAGAUCUUGAAACUCGGCCAGGAGAUCGCUGCUCAUAUGGGAAGACCUCCCGAAGAAGGCGACCCGCUCUUGAUCGAUAAACUCUCAUGUGGUAUCGUUCAUGGUAGAUUGGGUAACUCCGAAAGUUGUACCAUUAACGUCCUCAGAAGAUUCCUUAAAGCUUGGAAAACUAGUCUGGGCAUUUACCUUCCCGUAUGUUCCUGA